Rotaria sordida is the source of this 1158-nucleotide messenger RNA. NCBI's taxonomy places the organism in Eukaryota, Metazoa, Rotifera, Eurotatoria, Philodinida, Philodinidae. The record is from the annotation of a GenBank genome assembly.
AUGAAUGCAAUUGUCGACAGCUACUAUCGAUAUCAGACACUAACAACACUAGAUCUCCAUGACAAUCAAAUUAGUGAUGAAGAAGCACAACACCUCGGCAAAGCUCUCGAACAAAACAAAACACUAACCACAUUAGACCUUUCUUACAGUCGAAUCGGUGAUGAAGGAGCACAACAUCUUGGCAAAGCUCUCGAACAAAAUGAAACACUAACUACACUGGAUCUUCGUGACAAUCAAAUCAGUGUUCAAGGAACACAACAUCUUGGCAAAGCUCUCAAACAAAACAAGACACUAAUUACAUUGAAUCUCUCGAACAAUCAAAUCGGUGAUAAAGGAACACAACAUCUUGGCAAAGCUCUCAAACAAAACAAAACAUUGGCAACACUGAACCUCAAUUGGAAUCAAAUCGGUCAUGAAGGAGCACAACAUCUUAGUAGAGCUCUCGAACAAAACGAAACACUGGCCACACUAGACCUCACUAAAAAUCAAAUCGGUGAUCAAGGAGCACAACAUCUUGGUAGAGCUCUCGAACAAAACAGAACACUAACCACACUGAAUCUCUCUUGCAAUCAGAUUGGUCAUCAAGGAGGACAACAUCUUGGUAGAGCUCUCGAACAAAACAAAACAUUAACAGCACUGAACCUCACUUGGAAUCAAAUCGGUGAUGAAGGAGCACAACAUCUUGCCAAAGCUCUUGAACGAAACAAAACACUAACCAGACUGAGCCUCUAUUGCAAUCGAAUCGGUAAUGAAGGAGCACAACAACUUGGCAAAGCUCUCGAACAAAACAAAACACUAACCACACUGAGCCUCUAUUACAAUCAAAUCAAUGAUGAAGGUGCACAAUAUCUUGCCAAAGCUCUUGAACAAAACCAAACACUAACCACACUAAAUCUUCGUUACAAUCAAAUUGGUGAUGAAGGAGCACAACAUCUUGCCAGAGCUCUCGAACAAAACAAAACGCUAAUAAGACUGGUCCUCCGUUGCAAUCAAAUUGGUAAUGAAGGAGCACAACAUCUUGCCAAAGCUCUUGAACAAAACAAAACACUAAUAACAUUGGACCUCAGUUGGAAUCGAAUCGAUGAUGAAGAAACACAACAUCUUGUCAAAGUUCUCAAACAAAACAAAACUAGUCCUCCGUCAGAAUCAAAUCGAUGA